UAAAGCAAUGGACGCAGUGCAGCCUCCGGCGCCGGCGCCGGCGAAAAAUGACUGUGACGGUGCCGGAGAUACUGGUGGUCCUUCGCUGGUCAGAACAUACCGCGCUUGGAAAGGAAAUAAUGAAUUUUUUCUUCAAGGGAGGCUUAUAUUUGGACCUGAUGUGAAAUCUAUAUUUAUGACAAUAUUUCUUAUAGUUGCCCCUGUUGCUGUUUUCUGUGCUUUAGUGGCUAGGAAACUGUUGGAUGAUUUUCCUCAUCACUCGGGAUAUUCGAUACUGAUCGUAGUUAUUGUUCACACAAUGUUUGUUCUGAUCACCCUUGUACUGACAUCAGGAAGAGAUCCGGGUAUAGUGCCUCGUAAUGCUUAUCCUCCAUUGCCAGAUGAUUAUGAUCGCAGCACCGAAAUCAACAAUGAACAAAGCUCACGGCUACAUUUGCCACGAGCAAAGGAAGUAAUUGUCAAUGGAAUAUCUGUGAAAAUCAAAUAUUGUGAUACCUGUAUGCUGUAUAGACCUCCCCGCAGUUCUCAUUGUUCAGUAUGUGACAACUGCGUGGAGCGAUUUGAUCAUCACUGCCCAUGGCUGGGUCAGUGCAUUGGAUUGCGAAAUUACCGGUUCUACUACAUGUUUGUUUUCUCUGCUACCCUUCUUUGCUUAUAUGUUCAUGGCUUCUGCUGGGUCUACAUUAAGAAGAUCAUGGACUCGGAGGAGAUAUCAAUUUGGAAAGCAAUGAUAAAAACCCCAGCUUCUAUUGCACUAAUAAUAUACACUUUCAUUUCUGUCUGGUUUGUUGGUGGCCUCACCGCUUUCCAUACGUAUCUAAUCAGCACAAACCAGUCUACUUAUGAAAAUUUUAGAUACCGGUACAAUAGACAAGCCAACCCUUAUAACAAAGGGGUAGUUGAGAACUUUAAAGAGAUCUUCUGCUCUGUCAUUCCUCCAUCCAAGAUCAAUUUCAGGUCUAAGGUUCCAAUCCCAAAGGAACCACUAGAUUCAUCUCGAAGAAAGGGUAGUCCUAUGAUGAGAAAAACAGCAGACAACCAAGUUCACAAUGAGGUUGAGGAGGAGGAGAGUGAUUAUAAUAAAGAGAGGUUUAUCAAUGAUGAGGAACUUGGCAAGGGUAAUGGAUUAGCUGAUAUGUCAGUGGAUUUAAGCAGGGUACAUCACAAGGAAGGGGGAGAGACACAAGUUGCUUCAUUUCAUAGACACUCGUGGGAAGGAACCGGCGGAAAGUGGGACAUAGCUUCAUUUCAUAGUCUAUAAAAGUGACUCCAUAAUUUCAAAAAAUUUAAAAGAUGUAAAUUGAAAUUACAAAAAAAAUUGGAAUAUUUUCUCAGUAGGGGGAAAAAGCUAGAAAAGUAGAUGAGGAAAAAGUGAUGUAUUUAAUAGGAUGUAUUAUGCACACUCUUUUAUGGUUAAUGAUAUAUGAGUCUC
Molecule: messenger RNA, 1432 nt
Organism: Gastrolobium bilobum
Lineage: Eukaryota; Viridiplantae; Streptophyta; Magnoliopsida; Fabales; Fabaceae
Product: probable protein S-acyltransferase 5
Exons: 5
Coding region: 8-1261 (417 amino acids)
Biological process (GO): peptidyl-L-cysteine S-palmitoylation; protein targeting to membrane
Cellular component (GO): Golgi apparatus; endoplasmic reticulum
Molecular function (GO): protein-cysteine S-palmitoyltransferase activity
Source: RefSeq, a predicted model, not a curated record